Messenger RNA from Ziziphus jujuba (common jujube), 1787 nucleotides. Its product is annotated as S-adenosylmethionine decarboxylase proenzyme. Gene Ontology annotation, biological process: spermine biosynthetic process; spermidine biosynthetic process. Gene Ontology annotation, cellular component: cytosol. Gene Ontology annotation, molecular function: adenosylmethionine decarboxylase activity. The record is from RefSeq and is a predicted model, not a curated record. NCBI's taxonomy places the organism in Eukaryota, Viridiplantae, Streptophyta, Magnoliopsida, Rosales, Rhamnaceae. The coding region runs from base 573 to 1646 and encodes 357 amino acids. The transcript is spliced from 3 exons.
CAUUUCCGACGACUUGGCAGAAAAACACGAAAACAAAAAACUCACGCAGAGAGAGUCCGGUUCCUCUUUCCCUUCUGUUUUCCAAAAAAGGCAAAAUAAAAUAUAAUCCGACGCCGUUUUGCAGCUCUCUCUAUUUAGGGUUUGGUUCUGAUUUUGUAAAGGUUUGCUUGGAACACAACAGCGUCGUAGUGCUGGUUUUUGAAUAGAACAAUCGCUUUUCACAUCUCUGGUAUUUGCUGGAUUGGAUGAUCUAAUGGAGUCUAAAGGUGGCAAGAAAAAGUCCAGUAGUAGUAGUAAAUCAUUGUUCUACGAAGCUCCUCUUGGUUACAGCAUUGAAGACAUUCGACCAAACGGUGGCAUCAAGAAAUUCCGAUCUGCUGCUUACUCCAACUGCGCUCGCAAACCAUCCUGAUAUCCUCAAGCCUGGUAGCCUGACCACGCAACGUGGUUCAUUGACAGUUUAUUACGCAGUUUUUAGUUAGCAUCUCAUCUUCAACCUUCCUCUUUCUCUUUCCAGCUCUUUGCAAUCGUCAUCUCUUUUGGAGUAAUAAGCAUUUACCAUUUAGUCAAAAAUGGCCUUGCCAGUUUCUGCCAUCGGUUUUGAAGGUUAUGAGAAGCGAUUAGAGAUUUCCUUCUUUGAACCAAGCAUCUUUCUUGAUCCCGAAGGAAAGGGCCUUCGAUCACUGUCCAAAUCCCAAUUGGAUGAAAUUCUUGGACCUGCUGAAUGUACUGUAGUUGCUUCAAUGUCGAAUGACUAUGUCGACUCUUAUGUUCUUUCUGAGUCAAGUCUCUUUGUUUAUCCUUACAAGAUCAUCAUUAAAACCUGUGGCACCACAAAAUUACUUCUUUCUAUCCCACCUCUCUUGAAGAUGGCAGAGACCAUUUCCCUUGCUGUAAAAUCUGUGAGGUACACUCGUGGGAGUUUCAUUUUUCCUGGUGCACAGCAUUUCCCACAUCGUAACUUUUUGGAAGAAGUUGCUGUCCUUGAUAGCUAUUUUGGAAAUCUUGGUACAGGCAGCAAGGCUUUUAUAAUGGGCAAGGCAGACACACCAAAGAAAUGGCAUGUGUAUUCUGCUACCGCAGAUUUGUUAUCUGCUUCGAAACCCAUUUACACUUUAGAAAUGUGCAUGACUGGCUUGGACAAAGAAAAUGCUUCCGUGUUUUACAAGGAUCAGUCAAGCUUGGCAGCUCUAAUGACGGUUAAUUCUGGCAUCAGAAAGAUUCUUCCAGAUUCUGAGAUUUGUGAUUUCUCGUUUGACCCAUGUGGAUAUUCCAUGAAUGCUAUUGAAGGUCCUGCAAUUUCUACCAUUCAUGUCACUCCAGAAGAUGGCUUCAGCUAUGCCAGCUUUGAAGCAGUGGGAUAUGAUCUGACAGAAGUGAAUCUUAAUCACUUAGUUGAGAGGGUUUUGGCUUGUUUCCAACCCAGUGAAUUCUCUUUAGCUGUGCAUGUUGAUGAUGUUUGUAGAUCUCUUGAGCAUAACUGUUCGCCUGAUGUGAAGGGAUACUAUUGCGGAGAAAGUAGCUAUGAAGAGCUUGAAAUGGGGGGUUCUGUUGUCUUCUAUAGAUUUGCCAGAACUGGUGACUGCUAUGGGUCUCCAAGAUCAACUCUGAAAGGCUGCUGGAAAGAGGAAGAAGAGCAAGAUUAGUAUAAUGGUUAACAUAUAUGCCGUGAUCGUUGAAUAAUGAAAAUUUGUUCCUGUUAUAUUAUUUUUAUUUGUUUUUAUGUGAGACUUGAUGAUAAAUAUAUUCUAUAUCUCUCUGGUUGUCAAAGAGAACUAUUAAUUUGA